Messenger RNA from Fopius arisanus, 3182 nucleotides. It is a transcript of the gene Vps26, whose product is annotated as vacuolar protein sorting 26. Gene Ontology annotation, cellular component: endosome; retromer complex. Bases 774 to 1907 code for a protein of 377 amino acids. Gene Ontology annotation, biological process: retrograde transport, endosome to Golgi; intracellular protein transport. The record is from RefSeq and is a predicted model, not a curated record. The transcript is spliced from 6 exons. NCBI's taxonomy places the organism in Eukaryota, Metazoa, Arthropoda, Insecta, Hymenoptera, Braconidae.
AAAAUUUGAAAACUGCCACCUGCCAGAUAAAUUUUGAACCUAUCAACACCCUGUGUAGUUCAUAGUACAUUGCCUUCACCCAAACCUACAAUAUUAUCCUCCGGAGUGUUUCGUUUGAUCAUGAAAGGACAGUUGCAGUGCAAUGGAUGUAGAAUUCUAGAUCACUGAAAUAUUAAAAUUUUCAACCGUUGAUAGAACGAUUUUUAUCCAACACCCAGUGCGACCAAUUAACUCCAAAUCAAUUAAAUGGAGUUCAAUGGAAAAUAAGAAAAUAAUGACUUAUAAAUUGUUGUGCGUCAUGGAAUGAUAUAUCUCGAGGUACUAUCACAGUGACAUUGCCAUUAAGAGGAUUACACGUACAUAAUUAUUGCAGCCAGUUGGCGUAUGCUAAAUCAGGAAUUACAUGUGGUUAUCGUAACUGGAGAAUACCCAACACAUUCACAUAAUUUUGACAGCGAAUGGCAAAUUAUCGGUGUGGGGGGAAACAGUGUUCCGCCAUAUUUAGCAAACUUGUGACUUUUCGGAGCAAGUUCAAGUAACCCCGAUAGCAGUCAUCUAACCAAACUUCUUUCCAAUAAUUCAUCUUUUAGAUCAAUUUAAAAAACCGAGAAACCUUUCAAAUUGUCAAUGAUCAAAGUUUUAAGAAUGCAUUUCAGUUUUUGCCAAUAGUGAUUGUAACUUUUUUUUUAAUCGUCGAUUUUUAAUUAACCGGGCGUCCUCCAAGUGCUGAGAUCUUUUACUGAAUUUUUUGGAUUUUUUAUACUAGAGGAAAAAUGAGUUUUUUCGGGUUCGGUCAAUCUGCUGGAUUGGAGAUCAUUCUGACCGGAGCUGAUACGAGGAAAACUGCAGAAAUUAAGACUGAAGAUGGCAAGAAGGAGCGACAUUUGUUAUAUUACGAUGGCGAAACUGUUUCUGGAAAAGUAAUUGUAAGCCUGCGGAAAGCAGGAAAACUGGAGCAUCAGGGUGUGAAGGUCGAGUUUAUUGGCCAGAUUGAACUCUACUACGAUCGUGGAAAUCAUCAUGAGUUCACUAGUCUCGUGAAGGAAUUAGCGAGACCCGGGGAAUUAACUCAUAACACUGAAUACACAUUUGAAUUUGCUAAUGUCGAGAAACCUUUCGAGAGUUACACGGGUUCAAAUGUUCGCCUGAGAUAUUUCCUGAGGGUCACUAUUGUUAGGAGAUUGAGCGAUUUGGUUAAAGAGGUGGAGCUUGUGGUUCACACACUGAGUUCUUAUCCAGAUAUGAAUAAUCCUAUUAAAAUGGAAGUUGGCAUUGAAGAUUGUUUACAUAUUGAGUUUGAAUAUAACAAGAGCAAGUAUCAUCUGAAAGAUGUUAUUGUGGGAAAAAUUUACUUUCUUCUAGUCCGAAUAAAGAUUAAACAUAUGGAAAUCGCUAUUAUAAAGCGAGAAACAACAGGGUCUGCUCCACACACGUUUACUGAGAACGAGACAAUAGCGAAGUAUGAGAUUAUGGAUGGUGCACCAGUCAGAGGUGAAUCAAUUCCAAUAAGAGUUUUUUUAGCUGGUUAUGAUCUUGCACCGACGAUGCGAGACAUCAAUAAAAAGUUCAGCGUCAGAUAUUAUUUGAAUCUCGUGUUGAUGGAUGAAGAGGAUCGUCGUUAUUUCAAACAACAAGAAAUAACGUUAUGGAGGAAAGGUGAAAAGAGCAGAAGAUCACAGACAGCAUCACCUCAUCUGCCCUCUCAUCUGGUUUCCGCUGAGACCGGCUUUCCCCAGGGUGCAGCUGUAAAUGGCCCGCCAUCCCUUCCUCCAAGUAAUCAUUCAGAAGAUUCUGAAGAUCGAGAGAAUCCAACAACUGACGACACCCCAGCUCCCAUCGAGGGAAUGACACGCGAGGAAGGUGACGGUGAGGGUGAAAAGGAAGAGGUCAACUCUGAACGUCAAUGAGUCCGACGAAAACUCACCUGAAGCCUCACCCUUGAUUGAAAUAAUAGUGAAGAUAAAAGCUAAAUUCGAAUAUGAAAAGAUGAAAAAUAAUUGAAUCCUGUAAAUACUAAUGCCAUAAUCAUUAUGUAAUUGAGAACAUAAUUAAUUCAUUCAUGAAAAUGGUGGGCAAUAUCAUUUCAUUGACAGAUAUUUUGGCGUCAACAAGAAAAGGAGAGAAAAGAGAAAUCAUUGUCGGUGUAGAUGUGUCGGAUACUUGAAGCGGUUGACGACCAUUUGAAAAUUAUAUUGUUUUGUAACUUAAUAAAUAAUGUACAUAUGUAUAUAUAUACAGAUAUAUAUACAGUAAUUACCCGUAUCAAAAGCAUAUUUCACAAUGUAUUAGAACGAAGGAAAUCGAAAGCGAGAAAAUAAAUAAAUAAUAAGAGGAAAUGGUAGAGAAAACACCAGUGAACAAUGAGUAUGCAUUGAGCUUUGCAUUCGGAUAAAUACAGUGUACAUGGUGUCUAUUUUCUAAUGCUCACUUGUCAUCGUAACGUGCAGUGCCAUUUGGUGAGACAAUUGAACUUUGUCCCUUUAUACGAAUAUCCAUCUGUUAUCAUCAUUGGUCAUUUCGAUAAAAUUUGGAAUAAACUAAUAGACAAAUUGAAGUUAAUUCUUUGAUGAUUUCGGUUAUUCGAGUAGGAAAAAUGUGGAAUCUCUUGAAAUUACAGGUUUUUUUUCGAAAUUAUCUUGUAAGUGAUAACUCUAGUGAAAUAGUAAUUACAAAUUAGUUAAUUUCACAUUGAAACAAGUUUUUAUAACAUAUCUUGAUUGAAAUCUGAUAAUGACAAAAUUUCGAUGUGAACGAGUUUUGUACCUCUCAAUUUUUUUUUUUUUUAAAGUGCUACUUCGUUAAACAACUUUAAAAUCCAGAGCGUUCAAAAUUUUCAAGUUCAUUGAUCUCAAAUGAUUUACAUCUGGUUAGAAUGCUCAUGAAAAAUGUAAUUUUGUGAAAUUAACACAUUAACAACAUUUAAAUUCAUGAGAAUAUCUGUGCCCACCAAAGGGAGUCAUGGCAUAUACGAGAGUUUCCAAAUAACUCAGCUAUCAAAAACAUUGAAAAAAGAAGCACAUGUGCAUCAUCCAUUAUUAAUAUAUUCAUUCGCCAACUCGGUGAUUUCAUAUUCAUUAAUAUUAUUUUCACUUUUCCAUCGAAAGUGAGGAAUUUCAUAGAAAAUGAGUAUUACCGUCAUUGAGUUGGACGAAAUAACUUUAGGUAGGGAAAAAAGAAAAAUG